This is a messenger RNA of Polyodon spathula (Mississippi paddlefish), 7704 nucleotides long. RefSeq names its product RING finger protein 145-like. The record is from RefSeq and is a predicted model, not a curated record. Lineage: Eukaryota; Metazoa; Chordata; Actinopteri; Acipenseriformes; Polyodontidae. Gene Ontology annotation, cellular component: endomembrane system; endoplasmic reticulum. The transcript is spliced from 10 exons. Bases 755 to 3277 code for a protein of 840 amino acids. Gene Ontology annotation, molecular function: zinc ion binding; ubiquitin protein ligase activity.
GACAGGAAGCAGACACAUGGUCGUAUAAACAGAUCAGUGUCUGAAGCGGCAGAGAAAUUCAAUAGUAGUGUUUAGAACCGCUAGGCAUUUUAAAAUAGAAUGACUCUUGUACAUUUAGCCUUCGACACUGCCUGAGAAACCUCGCAACGUUUCCAGAAAUAUUCCUGAGUCGCUUCUGGUUUGUGUAUUUUCUGUGGGGGUGAAGUUCACAGUCAUAGCUGUGGAGAAGCAGUAAUCACAAGGCUUUGUUUCAUAAAACGUUAAGAAUAAAUAUUUGCUUUCGUUGUUGUUUUUAUAAAUUAUGUUUUUACGUCAUUGCAAAUGGACAGUCUGCAAAAUGUUACAACAUCGAGUUCAGGACGGUGUGCAAAAACAGCUUGAGCAACAACGGGGCGACAAACAACAUCAGCACUGGCGACAGAAGAAAUAACUAUAUAAUAAUAAUUAAAAAAUAAUAAUAUUUUCGCUGUGUGAUAUCAGCUUAUUGAAACGCAGUGCCAAGUCAAGUGAAAAUGUAAGUUGCAAGUCCCAGUGAGUGACAGGUCAGCCUCCUGUAGAACUGUCAGGCACAGAUGGAACUGACCAAUAAAACAACAGCAUGACGUGCUUAACAGGAUUUGGCAAACGCAUCAGGAAAAACGGUUUGACGGGGUUUGUGAGCUUCAACAAAUGAGCUAACGGAGUUUUCUGAAAUAUACUCAAGUACCGUGGCUGCACGGAGGAACAUAAGUGUUGAGAAGAUAUUAAAUACAUAAUGCCAAGACUGGAAGACAUUGCAAAUGUCGCCCUGAGGGUCCCCAGCAUUCUGCUGCUGGACUUGUUUUACAAGUUUGACAUCGACAGCAUUACGGAACAGCUUCGGGCCAAAAAUGAAGACAUGUUUAAAUACAAAUACGUUAUCUGGAACGUGUAUUUAUUGGGUCAUCUCUUCAGCGCUGUCGUGCUGUUCUUGCCUCUCAGACACAUUGUGAAGCUGUAUCUUUACAUCCUCACAGCCUUGCUGCUGUACGUGGGACACCAGCUCUCCAGGGAUUACGUGAAGGAUGAGAUUCAACAUGGUUACAGUGGAGCAGUAUAUCUCGAUUCCCAGGCUUUCAUCCGCUUUGUUACUGCACUGACGAGUCAGAUCAUUCUGAGCACGCUCUGUGCCUUCUUGAUGAAGAUCAGGCAGGUCUGGCUGUUCUCUGCUCACCUGCUUCCCCUGGUGGCCAGGCUCAUUGCUGUGCCUCACACUGUGCUGCUCACGAUCAACACCUUCUCCAUGGUCCUCACUGGAAUGAUGGUGGUAGCCUUCCUGCUCUCAAACCUCUUUGUGUCCUAUAAGCUGGCCAGAUCUGCCUACAGGGGGGUUCUGCAGAUUGAGGUGACUGAGCUGUACCGGUUGCUGGCGGUGGGGAUUUCUCUGUGGAAUGAGUUUGCUGUUCCUGAACUCUUAGGCGUUUUCUGGUUCAUUCGCUUCAUGGUUCAGAUCUACUUCUCUGCAACUGCCAGCAAUAACUUCCUCAGCCAGCAGGGGGUGCGCUAUGUUUUCCUUACCAGUGUGUCUGAGUGUUGCAGUACUCCAUAUUCGUUACUGGGUCUCUCCUUCGUUGUUUCUUACCUGGCCCUGGGUUUGCUCAACCUCUGCAAGCUCUACCUGGGGGGCUACGCUGCUGUCCACAACGAGAACGUCAUGCAUAGGGGGGUGACCGAGGGGGUGACCCUGCUGUUGCUGGCUCUCCAGACUGAGCUGUUGGACAUGCAGGUCCUGCAACGCACCUUCCUGCUGAGCAUCAUCCUGUUCAUUGUGGUGACCUCCGCAUUGCAGUCCAUGGUUGAAAUCACGAACCCCUUCAUCCUGGCCCUCGGAGCCUCUCAAAACAGGAGUCUGUUGAGGCAUUUCCGAGGGGUAAGCAUGUGCCUGUUCCUGUUGGUGUUCCCUGGGUUCAUGGCCUAUAAGAUCUCCAAGUUCUUCCACAUGGAUUUCUGGCUCCUGAUCCUGGUCUCCAGCUGCAUUUUAACAUCACUGCAGGUGAUGGGGACCCUGCUGAUCUACAUGCUGUUCGUGAUUGAGCUGGUCCGCAGUCGCACCAUUGAGUGCCUGGAUGAGGUCAUCUACUAUGUGAACGCAGGGAGUCGGAUGCUGGAAUUCCUGGUGGCGCUGUGUGUGGUGUGCUAUGGCACUUUGGAGUUCCUUUUCGGGAAGUGGAGCUGGAUGGGCGCCUCCGUCAUUAUCAUCCACUCCUACUUCAACGUGUGGCUGCGCGCCCAGUCCGGCUGGAAGAGCUUCCUGUUGCGACAGGAAGCUGCCAAGAAGAUGAGCUCUCUGCCCCGGGCCACCGCACAGCAGCUUGAGCGGCACAACGACUUGUGUGCCAUCUGCUUCCAGGAGAUGAAUUCAGCAGUAGUGACGUACUGUGGCCAUUUCUUCCACGCCAGCUGCCUUCGGAAAUGGCUGUACGUCCAGGAGACCUGCCCCAUGUGUCACCAACAGGUGAAACCCAGUGUGCCUCAGCAAAAUGGGAGUGCAGAGGAGGGCCAGUCUCCUGCAGCUGAAGAAGAGGGCAGAAGAGCUUUCCAGGCAAGCGAGACUGGAACUCGAGCCUCGGGCUUCAGGCCUGCUCAUGGCGCAGAUGCUGGAAAUGAACCAGAUGAUUCUCAGAAUGACCAGAAAGACAGCAGAGAAAGUGAUGAAAAUAUCACCUGUGAAGGGGACUCACUGGGUGGGCAAGAACAGACUUCAGUCCCUGGUCUUUGUUUAAUUGGAAAUGUUGUUGGCACCAUCAGUCCGGUCAUUCAGAGUACUACGUUGGUAGAUGCAUCUCCCCUGACUGCCACAGAGUCGGCUAUGAAUAUUAUGAAAAGUGAUACAGAUGAGAAAAAUGAAGAAGACUUCAAAUAUACCAGCUUACAAGGUGUUGGUUACAUUUUAACAGAUCAAAGGUCAACUGUGGAACAUGCUGGAAUUUUAUCUCAAGGCUUAACAUUUCAGCCUACUGGGGACUCAGGGGAUUUUUCAGAUGAACAGAGUGUUGCAGUGGAGAGGAGUCGUGAUUUAAAAGCACGCGUUACCGGUGAAUCUCGCUCUUUGUCCCAUUUGCUUGGAUCUAAUGAGGAACACCUUGUCAGGGACUAUCGCAGGGAAACGGCGGAUAAUGGUUUGCUGCUUGGAACAUUGGGUAAUGGUUUGAGUCCUCCUCUAAGCCACUCAGGUACGCUGUUAAAUACGAUGACUGCUGAUGAUGCUGUGCUGGCUGGGGCAGGAGAGGGGCAGGAUUCCUUCCAGGACCACGCAUAGCUCCAGUCUCAAGGACAGGAGCACUGCACCUCAGCAGUAGGGGUCUUUAAAGAAGAUGGGGCUGACUUAGAAAAGACAAGGAAUUCGUUCUUCCUAGCACAGACUGCUGAUUUAUUCAUGCCUCCUGUCAGACACAACGAUACAUACAAAUAUGUUGCCUACAUUUUCCUUGAACUGAAUAAAUCCUGAAAAGAAUUACAAUUCUGAUGUUUAACAAAGAACAGGUAGAUGACGACACAGGUGUGUAGCCACAGCCAAACGUUUUUGCGUCACCCUGUAGAAUUAACCAGUUUUGUUUCAUAAAGUUGAAUGAAACCUGCUGAAUGAUACGUUACCAUAUUGAAUUACAUACCGCUUUGUAGCUUUCCAUAUACUUAAGCUUAGCUUUAGCUUUCCAUAUAUCAUUUGCGAUAUCAUUUUGUAGUUUCUUUGAUUACAUGAUGUUCUAUAAAUGAUCUAAAUUAUGUUCAUAUUUUUUUUUUUUUUUUUUUUAUUGUUAAUUGUCUCAAUCCUGAAAUUUCUAGGUGAUGCUAAACUGUUGUCCAGAGCUGCAGGAGUGAUUUAAAGAUGGAAGAACCGAUUGGAUCCUAUAGUGUGUUAAACAGAACAAAAGUAUGUGCUUGUACGUUAUCUAGACAGUGGUCUGGCAGAGUACAGAUACAUGGGAAAUAGCGCAAAAAGACAUCCAUAUUGAAAUGUGAAAUGGUUGUAUAAGUCAUGGCAGUGAAAUGGACGCUUGUAGGGUUAUUUACUGUGCCGUUGAUCUGACCCACAGACCCUCUGUUUCACAGGUACAGUGUAGCUUCAGAGGGGUUCCUGUUAUCCUGAGCAGCUUCCACACUUCUGUUCAUACCUAUCUGUCUUUUAAAAGAGAAAAUUAACUGUGAAAGCACAUAUGGGGAUUAUCCAAGCGUAGACAGAAUGAAAAACUAAAAACAUACUGCAAAUUCGCAGGAGUAACAAAGCUCAACAAAUAAAAACGUAAGAAAGAAAACAAGAACUCAUCACUUGUGACUGAUACUGAGCGUGGGAAGAUGCUUUUGUGUUUUAAUAAAUAUAAUACAUUAAGCUGUUCUUCCAUUCAGUGGGGCUGUUUUAGGAAAAACUGAUAACCAUGAAUAUUGCCCCUGUGUUUCAUUUUGGUACAAACCACAUCUAUCACAGUUUUCAGGUUGGAGUAGACUACUUUUCAGGAGGUACUGUGUUGAGAAACCAAAUGAAAAGAAGUCACAGUGUAUUAACUAUCCAUUAACAAAUAUACAAAAACCCCCACAACAUUUAGCAGCAUGUCGGGAAGGCAGUUAUAACCCUAAUAAAGUUCCCUUUAAAUGAGUGCUGCUGAAUUUCUAGGAAAAGAGGGUUAUGUUAAAGUGCUUAAACUUACAUGUGUUCAGUUUGUAUUUCCUGUUUCCUCUACUUGAUAUUCUUUCCUCCUCGCUUCACAUGCUGCUAAAUCAUCAGCGUAGCAGUUCCUGGUGUUUUGUAAAUAGCACAGCUUAAAACAAAGAGGUACCUCAACGUUGUUCGGUAAUGCUUCGUUCUGUAUUGCUGUUAAAUAUUUUCUUAAGAUCAGCUCAAUAAGAAAUAUCUAAUACCAUGUACCAGAGUCAGUAGUUCCUGUAUUAAUUUGAGCUACUGCCAAAAGCUUCUACAAUCAUGCAGAUACAGCGUUGUUUCUGUGCUUCUCUUUCAAUCCACUAGAUGGCAGCACUGCACUUCGUAAACAUAAUUUGGGGCACUCAAAUUGGGCGAAAUAGCUAUUGAAUGUUUAUUUCUUGAAUUGUCAGUGUAAAGAAAAAACUAUUCUGUAAGAAAUUCGGCAUGCUGUGUUUGCGUUAGGCUUUAUUUUAGCGCGCCGCUUCAUGCAAGGGAAUGCUGACAGAGCCAAGGAGACCGGUUUGUCAACAUUAAACAGAAACACCACAGCAUUUGAGUAUUGUGAAGAACCACGAAGAAUAGAAAACACAGCUAAAAACGACACGCUGGGCUACUCAAGCAACGAGAUGUACGGAUGUGACAGGAUUAUUUUUCCACACUAAUUCAGUAAAUAUUACAUUACAGAAAGUUAAGUAGUAAUGUAGCAGCAGGUGGAGUCCAGGAAUAAUCUAGAGCAGCCUGCUGUGGUAAUGUAAUUGAUGGCUACAGUUCAGAACAUACAUUAAAUAAAGGUGAAUUGGAUUCCUGCACACUAUGAGAAUCGUUAGAGACAAACGUUUCUCUAUCAGUCUGUCGUGUCUGUGGGAUUCGGUCUGUUUGAAUAAAGGACGUGUUUAACUAUUUAGAAAGAUAAGAAAGGGGAUGGUUUAAUAUGAUAUAUUGUACGGCCGUCUAGCUGUGGCUCGACUGCUGCUUUCCAUUGGGUCCCCAUUAAAAUGAAUGUCUCAGUGUCAGUCGCCUCAUGCAGUGUUGUUUGAAGAGCUCCAAGAAGGGAAAUACAACGAAUGGUGACGCAAGCGAAGCAGUUUCAGAAAUAAGUACCUUCAAUCUCAACGACAGGAUGUUAUGCUUUUAACGCGAUGAUCUCUGUUCAUAUUUCAUUGUAUUGCCCUUCAGUGCUGCUUCUGCAUUGGUUGCAAUAGCUUAACUAUUCCAGAAGCAAACUAUUGAAAAUGGUUUCUAAAAAUGCUUUUAAAGGCUGAUUAUUUCUCGUGAGGUGGGGAAGCAUUUAAGUGUUGCACUAAAGCCCCCAUUGAACUGCAUUGAAGCCUGUGCAACAUCUUCCCCACCUCGCUGGGGAUUCAGAUCGGAAUCAGUAUUUACUGGAAUAGUUAGGAAGCACGGCAUAUAUACUGCGGUCUAAGCAGAGCCAGCUAUAGAGAAUCACGCAGAAGACAUGAAGCAGGAUAUUAAACUGAAAUGAAAUAUUAAGAAAACUCACUCAAGAUAAUAAUAAUCUUUUUAAUUGCAAGUACAAAAACUACUUUUCCGGUAGUGUUGUAGCAGCUGUUAGUAACCUGUGUGACUCCAUCCCGUUGACUUGUGAAAUGCUAUGUUGUGAUAUUGCGUGUGUUAGCGGAGAUGCUGCUCCAAUCCUCCAUUAACACUGUGGCCGGGUCUGCAUUUCCAGGCACCAAUGCUUGUUUUCCAUUUGGAACAGACAGCUAACACAGUAAACUGCUGAGUUGAGAGGGAACGGCCAUUUGCUUGGUUACUAUAGCAAUGAUUUCAGAGCACGUAAGGUCCUUUGGUAUUUUUUGGAUAUUUUGUAUUUUUUUUUUAUUAAAUACAAUGUCUGAAGAUGUUAAUUUUAUAACAAAAAUACACCGUCAAGUUCUAAUUUCAUGAAUUCUUUAUUUUAGUAUUCCUGUAUUAUGGAUUUAUUUGUUCCGAUAGGCAAUAUCCGCCUUUUCAUCUCUCUGGAUGCGAAUUGCUACUGAUGCAAAUGUAACCAGCUUCUUUUAAAAGCUUGUUAUUUUACGCUUUGUCAGCGUCGUUAGAGGUGUGUGUUAAAAGGUACAGUACACAACACCAUGCAGAUGUGAAAGAAGUGCAUGUUAUUCCCAAUCUCAACCGGUAGAGGGAGUUAUCCAGCUUUGAUAUCGCACUUACAAACACUUGUGUCUGAUUUUUUUGUUUUUUUUUGUUUUUUUAAAUAACCUUGGAGGUAAAAUGACAUCUACAUGUAUGUAACGUUCUUUGUGUUCAUGGACUUAAAAAAAAAAAUAGUUACACAACACGCGAGUAACUAAAUUGUUUGAAGUAUUAGUUUAGCAACCCAAACACCUCAGCACAACUGUUUCUGACAAUUCAUUGAUAUUGGAGAAUUAAGCGUUUUUAUUUUUCGACACCUCGCAGUUAUUCUACUGAAAUAUUAACAUAGGCUAAUUGGUGCUAGCAAAACUGUAAAAAUACAUAUUCCUCCUAUCAUAAGAUACGCUACAGCAAAAUGACACUGGUAGGGUUAUUUAAAACCUUUAAACAAUACGAGUCUAAAUACAAUGACUGUUCACAAUGAAACAUGCUAUUCAUUGAACUGCAAAAAAAGGGAAUACAAAGGAUAUCUUUAACAUUCUAGUUAAAAUAUACACAUAUUAUUAUUAUUAUUAUUAUUAUUAUUAUUAUUAUUAUUAUUAUUAUUUAUAUAACUUAACGGCGUGGAGGUAUUCUAACUUAAAGGGUACCUUUCAUUUGAUCUGCUCUACGAACCGCCGAUAUAAUAGAUUGUCUGCUACCGUUUGAUAUAAAGGUUAAACAAUUAACUUAAUUUAGAAGUUGCUGAAUUAAUCGCUGUGAGCAUGUAAUUUAAAUUCCCGUCACUUCCAAGAAAAUGUGGUGUUACCGUCUAUUAAAUGCACACACGCUGCAAAUAAAACAUCAUUUGAAGCAAUUCUUCCCCAGUUGCCGCUUUGGUGAUGCAGUACACUUUAAAGAAUACAGUUGAGGCAAAUACACAGACCACCGACAAGCAGAUUAAAAUAAAUAAAUAA